AACGGGGUGCCUCAUGUGUAGAUAAUCAAACCUUAUUUUAGACUAGUUACAAGAAGAUCUAACAGAUCUUCGAGGUGACUAGCACCAGCAUGUGGAGUGUUACAUAAUCAUCGCCUAUUACUUGAGACCUCAGGGGUAGUUUCUGCCAAUGACAAGCUGGUUAGGUAGCCAGCCUUCCGACUUCCAACCGUCUCAGCUAUUCUAUUCUACAUACCUACCUAACCUUAGGUACCUCACAUCUUAAUCAAUUGACUAUGGAGAUAUUCACCGCCCUGCGCAUCCUCUUAAAACUAGCGGAGAUUUGGAUUCCGGGCGACGAUAAAUUCAUGAAUUCAAUCAAGCAAAAUAAGGGUACGGAGCCCGACUCCUAUUGUGGAUGCAGUUCAUCCUUGCCGACCCUAGGUCCAUGGCCGGGCCACACAUAUAAGAUUCGAGAUCCGGAGACGAAACGACAAAUCACUCUCGUGAAUGGGGAGCUUCGGGUGGAGAAGGACUUGGGCGACCAAGGAGGUUAUCAUUGGGUAUGCAUAGAGAGGGAUGGAUACCUAGGAUUUCUCAGCCCUACCACCCACGUAUACAUGGGUCACAACAAUUGGGGACAGUUCGUAGCCCGGGAGUAUCACCACUGGGCUUGGGAGUUCUUUAACACAAGGGCGCAUCCGGAUGGAGGCCAGGUGUUGCUGACAGUUCAUGGAAACAAGAUGCGGAAAAUGGCAAUCCAGAAAGGAACGUGGAAGCUGGUGGAGACCGAAGGGGAGGGAACGGCAUGGGAGUUCGUGGAGGUCCGCACCGAAAGUGAUUAGGAAUGCAGAUCCGGCUUCUGCUAUGGGUUGCUUGUCGAAUUCGUCGCUAAAGAUUAGAGACACUAGUAUGAUAACCCUUUAUUACAUAUUUUGAGGGGCUUUCAUAGUGACAAAGAGGCCACUGAAGCUUGAGUUCGCUAUGAAUAAAUACCUCCUACACCUUAGCCUUGACUCUCUAGUAAUUGAUCGAUCAUAGGAGAAGCUAUCUCAGGUUAAGUAUGCAACAAGAGAAUAUAAACACCGACAACGUAAUUACUAAUGAAUAUUUACUCUUAGAGAUACUAGAAGAUAUAGUCUUAUAUUCUAGACGAACAUUGUUCUGGUUGGGACUUUCAUUGCGUUCGCCCAGCCAAGUCUAUAGCCGGGUGUAAGUAAUAAGUUAGCU
Messenger RNA from Daldinia caldariorum, 1188 nucleotides. RefSeq lists its product as uncharacterized. Lineage: Eukaryota; Fungi; Ascomycota; Sordariomycetes; Xylariales; Hypoxylaceae. The record is from RefSeq and is a predicted model, not a curated record. Bases 255 to 803 code for a protein of 182 amino acids. The transcript has a single exon.